AUGGCGUCCCUUGACCCCAGCCUGUCACGGAAGGAGUCACGGGGAAGUGAUGGAGGUGAGGGGAGCCGGGCGGCGGGAAUGGGGCGGUUGGGAAGGGCCGCGCGCCGCUCGGGGAGGCUGCGCGCGCGGGCGAUGUUUGACAGAAUCAAACCAUCUGAUGAAACUUCUGCUUCUUCACAAGGAAUUGAAAGACAUGGUAUUGAAGGCUCUAUGCAACAGGACAGCAGCAGCAGGCCAACCUAUGAUGACAUGCCACUCCCCAUCACUCCAGAGGCUGAUAGAAUUGCUUGCCUGUCCCCAGAAGAGAUGGAGAAAAAGAGGACCAGAGGCAGACAGGAAAUUUCCAGCAAAGACCGGGAGUCUUUUGGUGAAAUAAGCUCUUCUGCUCCAUGCGUGUCUCAUGAGGGCACAAAGAAAACGUCUGUAGCACAAGCAUGUAUUAAAAAACUAGAAAGGCAGCAGGAACGUGUUACAAGACCAUCACAGCAGUUUGUGGGCAUUUGUAGCAACAAGAAAUGGGAUACCAUGAAAGAUACUCAAACUGCAAAUCAUAGCUAUGGAGGCCAGUUUACAGCUGUAAACUCUGUACCCCAGCAUUCUUCUGUAAAUCCUUUAAUCCGUAGUUCUUCUGUUAAUCCUAAAACAGGAAAAAAUGUUAGGAAUUUGGCAGCAUCAAAUCUGAUUCCGCAUAGUGGAUGUGAUAAAACAGGAAUGAAGGUAUGCAGGAGUGAUGUGUUAUUGAACCCAUGCUUGAUUCCUCCAGCACUAAUUCACCCAAAACACCCUUCAGUUUCUCAUCAGAAUCUUAUAUGCAGCCACAGCAAUUCUUUAUGUAUUACCUCAGGUCAAUCUCUCUCGAAACGAGAUGGUUUGCAAACUCAGGAUGAAACUUUGGUGUCUGAUUUCCAUCUCAGGGAUACUGGGAGUAUCAGGAGCUCCCUACAUCUUGGGAUUUCCCCACAACUAGCAAGAUGCAAAAACAUGAAGGCAAACAGAGAUUAUGAAAGUACAGUGGAUGAAACUAUUGAAGAUGUUAUUUUGAAAUACUGCCAUGGAAAUACAUCUAAAAAAAAUUAUUUCAAAGAAGAGAAUAAUCCCUGUUUAACUUUUUCAUCACUUCUGGACCAUACUCAUUUAGAGGGUUCUGAAAUGAGUUUUGACUGUGAUGCACCUAUUCAGUCAGGAGUGGACUUACCCAAGGCAGCUAUAAAAGAUAUAGAAUUCCUAAAAGAGGUCCAAAUAGGCUUGCAAGAUAAAGACUAUGAAAUGCAACUCUCUUCUGUUUUAAAAAAUAAGUCAAUAGACAAAACAGAAGCAGUGAAACAGGGUGUUGUAGUUCAUACUGAAGAACCAGUUCUUCCAGCUCUGCCUCAUGUGCCUCCUUCUUUUGUGGGAAAGACUUGGUCUCAAAUAAUGUAUGAAGAUGAUAUAAAAAUUGAAGAACUUGUACGUGAUUUCAGGGAAGGUCGUUUUCGCUGCUACUUCGACAGUGAAUCCUCAGCCAACUCCUCAGAUACACUAUGCAACCCACAAGUUCUUAAAAUGCCUCGGAAAAGGACAUGGCGCCUGGCUUCAAGAUGCCAGGUGGUUAAAGUCAGCCAUGGCACCCAAACAAGUUUAUUGAACUACCCUGUAGCAAAAAGAAAAAUGUCUAGAAGGGAAUCUGAUCCAGCUGAUCAGAAAGCAAGCAUUGUGUGGCCAGAGAAUGAAAAAACUCCAAACAUGAAAACUAGACUAUGUGCCCUUAAACUUCCUGAGUCCUAUAGCAAGAUUAUGAGUCCUGUACAGCCCAAGACAGUGGUGUAUGUACUUUCAUGCCCAGAGGUAAAACAGUGUAAAGGCAAACCUAUAGAUACUCCCAAAAUGAGAAAAAAGCGGAACUCCACAGAAAGCAAGGACUCUGUAAGGUACAAAUACAAACAGUGCACUUUUAAGUAUUAUGACCCACUGACAAAUAGAAUUCUGAAAAUGCCACCGAAGAGUACAGUUGGAGAAAAAGCCAAAAAGCCCUCCCAUGUUCGACAGCUUUUCAGAAGUCUCAGCUUCGAUGCAAACAUGAGGAAAUUAAAUUACACACAGAGAGAAAGCACACCGUCAAAGUCACUUGAUUGCUCAGACCUCUAUAGUUCAUCUUCAGCAUCUUUUCUGCCAGAUCCAGGUAAAGGGAAUGAUGCAGCCUCCAGUCAAAAGGCAUAUGGGUCUUCUGUUUGCACAGAAAGAACAGAUUGUCUGGUAUCUGGUCACUCUGAGAACUCUGUUAAACAUGUAAUCAUUUCACCUUUGAACUCUCACCAGUCUGCGGUAGAAGCAGAUGUUAGAUUAACUCCAUUUAACAGCAGAGUUACCAAAACUCCUCUGACUUCCAUCAAGAGUGAGAAGCUAGAGAGGGAGAGUCCAAAGGCAAUAUGGAAGAGAAAAGAAGGCACUAAUAAGGAACCAGGUUUUUCCAGAAAGGCUGCAGGACCUAUGUCUGUCAGAUGUGCUGUUGGGAGGAGAGGAAACAGAGUAACCACAGGCAAGCAACCUUCCAGAACUAAAAAACAACAAAAAGAGGGGAUGAGAAGGCAACUUCGUUCUCAUUCCCAGAAAUCAUCUGCAUUCUCCAUCUGUAGGUGCCAGACAAGGAAAACUACAGUGGGAAAGCACCUUAAGAAAGAAAAGCCUGAUGCGAAAAAAUUAAAGGUGAGGAGGAAACCAAAACGGACCUUUCUGAACUCAACAGUUGUCACAGGGAUUCCUGAAAAGAGGCAGAAAGUCAUGUCCAAAUCUUUCCCAAAGAAGCCAGAGGGAGCUUCUUCCGAAAUCAGGAACCAGCACCUGGAAAAAAUUGAGGAAAAGGAAAGGGAACAAAAGGAAGUCAUAGAUGAAACAGUUGAAGUGCUAGAUCUGCCGAAAGUGCAAAACAAGUCUGAUGUGAAACGUACAACUGUAAACUCAGCUCUUGUUCCUGGAAUAUGGGAAUACCUGCAUUGGAAUGAAACAACAGGCGAUAUAGAGGGAGCACUGGCAGAUGAACAGAAUUCAUUUCAACAGAAUAAAAGCAGUAACAGUAAAAAUAACAGCUACAGCAGUGCAAUCCAGAAAGAAAUUACACUGCCUUCAAGACUAAUCUAUUACAUCAACAGAGAAUCUGAAACCCCUUACCACAUCCUGGAUACAAGGGCAAGGCACCAGCAGAAACACGACAAGGCUGUACAUCUGGCCCAGGCAAGUUUCCAGAUUGAGGCCUUUGGUUCCAAAUUCAUCCUUGACCUCACACUGAAUAAUGACUUGUUAUCUUCCAAUUAUGUGGAGAUUCACUAUGAAGAUGGAAAACCAAAGUUUUCUAAGGGUGGAGAGCAUUGUUACUACCAUGGAAAUAUCAGAGGUAUGAAGAAUUCCAAGGUUGCUCUUUCAACUUGUAAUGGACUUCAUGGCAUGUUUGAAGAUAGUACUUAUUUGUACCUGAUAGAACCAAUGGAUCUGACUCACAGUGCCGAAAAUAGAAGUAGGCCGCAUACCAUCCAAAGAACUUACGGAACACAAGCAUCCAAGCAGUUGCAGGACAUUGAGACUGAAUCUAGUUCUGAAUGGCCCUUUCUGUCUGAACUACAGUGGCUGAGGAGAAAGAGAAGAAAGAGAGCAGUAUCUCGUGGUGUCUUUGAAGAAAUGAAAUAUCUGGAGCUCAUGAUAGUCAAUGACCAUAAAAUGUUCAAAAAGCACCGAUCGUCAAAUGCAUACACAAACAAUUUUGCAAAGUCUGUGGUAAACCUUGUAGAUGCUAUAUACAAAGAACAGCUGAACACCAGGGUGGUUCUUGUGGCUGUGGAAACUUGGACAGACAGAGAUCGUAUUAAUAUUCACCCUGACCCUCUGCAGAUGCUUCAUGAUUUCUCCAAGUAUCGACAGCACUACAUCAAACAACAUGCUGAUGCUGUGCACCUGCUCUCGAAUGUGACAUUUCAUUACAAAAGGAGCAGCUUAAGUUACUUUGGAGGGGUUUGCUCUGUGACCAGAGGAGUAGGAGUGAAUGAGUACGGUCUUCCUUUGGCCAUGGCACAGGAACUAGCACAAAGUCUUGCUCAGAACCUUGGAAUACAGUGGGAGCCAGCUGCCAGGAAACCAAAGUGUGACUGCACUGAAUCCUGGGGUGGUUGCAUCAUGGAGGAAACAGGGGUAUUCCAUUCCAGGAAAUUCUCCAAAUGCAGCAUUGCAGAAUACAAAGAAUUUUUACUUCGUGGGGGAGGUGCCUGUCUUUUCAACAGGCCGACAAAGCUUUUUGAAACCACUGAAUGUGGAAAUGGCUAUGUAGAAGCAGGAGAAGAAUGUGAUUGCGGUUUCCGAAUGGAAUGCUAUGCAGAUUGUUGUAAGAAGUGCUCUCUUUCUAAUGGAGCUCAUUGUAGUGAUGGACCCUGCUGUAAUACAUCAUGUCUUUUUUUCCCACGAGGCUAUGACUGUCGAUACGCAGUGAAUGAAUGUGAUAUUGCAGAGUUCUGCACUGGAGAUUCUGGCCAGUGUCCACCAAAUCUUCAUAAACAGGAUGGGUAUGCCUGUGAUUCUAACCAGGGUCGUUGCUAUAAUGGUGAAUGCAAGACAAGAGAUAAUCAGUGCAAAUAUAUCUGGGGAUCUAAGUCUUCAGGAUCAGACAAAUUUUGUUAUGAAAAGCUUAAUACAGAAGGCACAAAAAAAGGCAACUGUGGAAAGGAUGGAGACAGAUGGAUUCAGUGCAGCAAACAUGAUGUUUUCUGUGGUUUUUUGCUCUGUACUAAUCUUACUAAAGUUCCACGAGUUGGUCAAGUUCAAGGAGAAAUCAUCCCAAAUUCUUUUUAUCAUCAAGGACGAAUAGUGGACUGCAGUGGUGCUCAUGUUCUUCUAGAUGAUGAUACAGAUUUAGGUUAUGUGGAGGAUGGAGCCCCGUGUGGACCUCACAUGAUGUGUCUGGACAAAAAGUGCCUGCCAAUUCAGUCCUUGAACAUAAGCAGCUGCCCCAUUGGUUCUAAUGGAAAAGUCUGUUCUGGUCACGGGGUUUGUAGUAACGAAGCCACUUGCAUUUGUAAUUUCUCCUGGGCUGGGACAGACUGCAGUAUUGAUGAUCCUAUCAGGGAGCCUAGUAACAAGAAGGACGAAGGACCCAAGGGUCCUAGUGCCACCAAUCUUAUAAUAGGCUCCAUCGCUGGUGCCAUCCUGGUAGCAGCUAUUGUCCUUGGGGGGACAGGAUGGGGCUUUAAGUAA
Molecule: messenger RNA, 5211 nt
Organism: Chaetura pelagica (chimney swift)
Lineage: Eukaryota; Metazoa; Chordata; Aves; Apodiformes; Apodidae
Gene: ADAM23
Product: ADAM metallopeptidase domain 23
Exons: 30
Coding region: 1-5211 (1736 amino acids)
Biological process (GO): proteolysis
Cellular component (GO): presynaptic membrane
Molecular function (GO): metalloendopeptidase activity
Source: RefSeq, a predicted model, not a curated record